Messenger RNA from Aureobasidium uvarum, 1059 nucleotides. Lineage: Eukaryota; Fungi; Ascomycota; Dothideomycetes; Dothideales; Saccotheciaceae. The record is from the annotation of a GenBank genome assembly.
AUGGCUACUGCUACCAUGACCCAGACCAAGACGGUCCAGCGCGAGUUCAACGAAGCUCCCAAACUCGACCCCAAGACCACUGUUCACGCCAUUCCGCCUUGCGUUGUCCACGACACUCCUGUUCUCAAUGUUCUAGACGAGUCAGUGCACUAUGGCGACUUCCGCGAUGGAGUCGUUGAGAAGGAAAAGGCUCUCAAGUAUGCCGACGACAUCAAGGACUGGCUCGAAGGUUUCGGGCUUGGCUACGACCGCAAUGACCCUUCCACCAUCCGCGAAGAGUGCCUGCCCAUCAUUCACCAAAAGGGUCUCCUUCAAGCAUACGGUGCUACUCACGAGUCUUUCACAUGGGCUGUCCGCUCUGAGCCUGCUGUCAUCGAUACCUUUGCCAAGCUCUACCAGGACGAGGAUCUUAUCUGUUCCUUCGAUGCUGUCAAUGUCUCGCUGGCCAAUCGUAAGGAUCUGCCCGCCAACGGUGCAUGGCCUCACCAAGAUCAAGACCCAGAGCGUGGUGGUCUGCGCUGCGUCCAGGGUUUCGUCAACCUCCUGCCUAACGGCCCUGAAGAUGGUGGUCUCCUGGUGCUGAAGGGUGGCCACAAGGUCAGCGAGGAGUACCACAACGUUUUCAGAAACGAGCACCGCGAAUUCAGAUGGACAAACGAGAUGUACCUCUUCAAGGAGACUGGUCUCAAGUGGUUGGCAGACAGAGGUCACGAAUGGGUCAAGGUUGACGCUGAGCCUGGUGACCUUGUUCUUUGGGACUCUCGCUGCCCUCAUUACAACGCAUCGCCCAAGAAGGACACUGACAGAUUUGUUGUCUACGUUUGCAUGUUGCCAGUCUCAACAGCAACACAGGAAGACCUGAAGCGUAAGAAGGAACUUUUCGAGGAGCAGCACGGUCACAGCCAUUGGCCUAUGGCUCUUCAGCCUUUCAUCAAGGCUUACUUGGAGCCAAUGCGCGAUGGCAAGCCCGAUCCCCACAACACAUGGAAGCCUCGCCAGGCACCACAACUUAGCGAGAGGGGCUACAAGCUCACUGGUAUUCCCUACAUCAAGGCUUGA